Metarhizium acridum CQMa 102 is the source of this 885-nucleotide messenger RNA. RefSeq lists its product as uncharacterized. NCBI's taxonomy places the organism in Eukaryota, Fungi, Ascomycota, Sordariomycetes, Hypocreales, Clavicipitaceae. The record is from RefSeq and is a predicted model, not a curated record.
AUGAGACUGACACACGCUCUCGCCCUCGCCACGGUUUUCAGCGGCGCCAUCGCCAGUACCGUCAGCCAGGAGGAUUCAAAUGCCAUGCAGCAGGGUGAAAUGCACAGCUUUGCUCGGCGAGACAUGGAAGAGGCCCUGCGAGAGAUUGCUGCCAGAAACGAGGCCGUUGAAGAGGAGGACAGCGUCAUUGAAGUCAGUUACCGGCUGGAGUCUCGCGAGGACUUUGAAGAUGUGGCCCAGGAUGAAGAGACUCAGAGGAGGAGGAAGAAGCCGAAGAACCAGGGACAUGGGGGCCAAGAUCAUGGACACCACGAGGACCCUAGACACCACGAAGGCCAUGGACCUCAAGAGGCAAGCACCGGCAUGCUCGGAGGUCAUGGCCAAAGACCGCAUGACGGAGAGCACGGAAUGCACCGGGUUCAUGAGCCGCACCCCGUGGAGGUCGGAAUACACGACAAGGGACUGCACGGAGAGCCUGGGCUGCCCAAACAGCUCGAGAAGCGCACCGAGGACAAGAAGUUCGUGGUUCCUUAUGGGUGCGGGGAGCAUUAUCCUGUGCAGCACACCCAGAGCACCAAGACGCACCAUGUCCAGCCUACACACCAUCACGUCCCUGUCCAUCACAUACCGACGACCAAGACUCACGUGAGCAAGCCAACUCCUGCCCAUCAGACCCAGAUCUAUUCCAUUCACACAACGCUUCAAACCUCGGUGAAGCCCGCCACUACAAAGCCCCCCAUGACGAAGCCCAAGGACGUCACGAACAAGGCCCUAGACAACACGCCCGUCUACAACGUGCCCUCAGCCGUGACAAAGCCUGCCACGACUAACCCUGCCGCAACUUACAGCGCAUACAACAGGCCCUUCCACCCCAGCGUGCUCUGA